Molecule: messenger RNA, 750 nt
Organism: Suillus paluster
Lineage: Eukaryota; Fungi; Basidiomycota; Agaricomycetes; Boletales; Suillaceae
Exons: 2
Coding region: 1-750 (249 amino acids)
Source: RefSeq, a predicted model, not a curated record
AUGAGCCUACCUUUAUUGCGCUUUUUGCAGAUGAAUUGCAAAGAUAUUGACUUUGACAAUGUUUUCCUCAGUGAUCCGAGCGCGACAGAGAGCAGCAGCAGUCCUUAUUUGACAGCCUCUGAUAACAUGCUUAUCGACCCCGCAUACUGGAAUCAACAUCCUCCUCGAUUCCAUUAUCUGAUUCAACAGAUUUCUACUCUACUGCCUGCUUUAGAGUCUGACCUGGGCACACAGAACCACAAUUGGGUUGCCGACCUUUUUGUCAAGGAUGUGCAGGCCACCACACUGGCAACGACCCCAAUCGCAGACAGCGCUGGCUCGAUUACAGAGCCCGAAUCCGAAGAGAUCGCAGCGCCAGCACACACCGCCUCCGCUGUUGCAGUCACUGCAACCGCCACUACCACAAUCCCAUCUGCAGAUGAUGGUUCCACUACUGAGCCUGAAUCUGACACAGAGUUCGUGCCUCCUUCCAUCUCCACUCUUACAGCUGCAAUCAAGACCGAAGUUCGAUUCACCUCAGGGCUGUCGUCAACUCCAGCAAGCACCACUAUGCCACCACGUCUCGAACGGCUCGAUCCACGAUCGUUCUUUGCUACCCCAAGUCCCCCUCCUCCAAAUUCGAUCUACUGGAAAUAUGUCACGCGUGAAGAAGACUCAAAGUGGUAUGACCGUGCGGGUGUUGAUGAUAGCUUUACAGUUAUACGCCAGCGGAAGCAGGAGCUGCAGGAAUUGUUAGAUCAUGAUGAAUGA